AUGUCGACUUUUGGCGAUCACUUCCGCGUUACCACCUAUGGCGAGUCGCACUGCCGCUCCGUCGGCUGCAUCGUCGACGGCUGCCCGCCGGGGAUGGAGCUCACCGAAGACGACAUCCAACCGCAGAUGACCCGCCGGCGUCCCGGCCAGAGCGCCAUCACGACCCCGCGCAACGAAAAGGACCGCGUGCUGAUUCAGAGCGGCACCGAGUUUGGCGUCACCUUGGGCACGCCCAUUGGCAUGAUGGUGUUGAACGAGGACCAGCGGCCGAAGGACUACGGCAACAAGACAAUGGACAUCUACCCCCGCCCCAGCCACGCCGACUGGACCUACCUCGAGAAAUACGGCGUCAAAGCCAGCAGCGGCGGCGGCCGCAGCAGCGCACGCGAGACCAUCGGCCGCGUAGCCGCCGGCGCCAUCGCCGAAAAGUACCUCAAACUCGCCUACGGCGUCGAGAUCGUAGCCUUCACCAGCUCCGUCGGCAACGUCCACCUCUUCCCGCCAACCCCCGAACACCCCAGCGCCAGCACCAACCCCGCCUACCUCUCCCUCCUCCAAUCCAUCGACCGGCCCGCCGUCGACUCCUUCCUGCCCGUGCGCUGCCCCGACCGCCAGACCUCCGACCGCAUGGAAUCCCUCAUCGCCGACUUCCGCGACCGUUCCGACAGCAUCGGCGGCACCGUCACCUGCGUGAUCCGCAAUGCCCCCAGCGGCCUGGGCGAGCCCUGCUUCGACAAGCUCGAGGCCAAGCUCGCCCACGCCAUGCUCAGCAUCCCGGCCACCAAGGGCUUCGAGAUCGGCUCCGGCUUCGGCGGGUGCGAGGUGCCCGGGUCGACGCACAACGACCCCUUUGUCUCGGCCGCCGACGUGGCGCUACCGUCGAGCGUGGCCGAGAGCGGGGCGGUGAAGUCUGGUGCGUCCCGGCCGAAGUUGACGACCAAGACGAAUUACUCGGGCGGGAUCCAGGGGGGAAUUUCGAACGGGGCGCCGAUUUAUUUCCGCGUGGCGUUCAAGCCGCCGGCGACGAUUGGGCAGGAGCAGACGACGGCGAAUUAUGAUGGCACGUCGGAGGGGGUGUUGGCUGCGAAGGGCCGGCACGAUCCGUGUGUGGUGCCGCGGGCUGUGCCGAUUGUCGAGGCCAUGGCGGCGUUGGUGUUGAUGGAUGCUGUGUUGGCGCAGCAGGCGCGGCAUACGGCGAAGAGCUUGCUUCCGCCGUUGAGGCAGACGGUCAACUCGGGGAAGCCGGCGGGGAAUGGAGUGACAGAGGCGGAGAGUAAAUAA
Molecule: messenger RNA, 1281 nt
Organism: Dichotomopilus funicola
Lineage: Eukaryota; Fungi; Ascomycota; Sordariomycetes; Sordariales; Chaetomiaceae
Product: chorismate synthase
Exons: 3
Coding region: 1-1281 (426 amino acids)
Biological process (GO): aromatic amino acid biosynthetic process; chorismate biosynthetic process
Cellular component (GO): cytosol
Molecular function (GO): FMN binding; chorismate synthase activity
Source: RefSeq, a predicted model, not a curated record